Molecule: messenger RNA, 1557 nt
Organism: Ilex paraguariensis (yerba mate)
Lineage: Eukaryota; Viridiplantae; Streptophyta; Magnoliopsida; Aquifoliales; Aquifoliaceae
Source: the annotation of a GenBank genome assembly
AUGGAGAGGAAGGUGGCCAUCGUCGGAGCUGGUAUCAGCGGCCUCCUCGCCUGUAAAUACACCCUGUUAAAGGGUUUCCAUCCCAUCAUUUUCGAGUCCCGGAACAGUAUCGGCGGAGUUUGGACCACAACAGUAGAGUGUACCAAGCUUCAGACUCCAAAAGAUGUGUAUCGGUUCUCAGAUUUUCCUUGGCCACCUUCGGUGACAGAAGAGUUCCCUUCUCAACGCCAAGUAUUGGAUUAUCUUCAAUCCUAUGCUUAUCAUUUUGACUUGCUCAGACACAUCAGACUCAAUACCAAAGUGAUCAGCAUCAGCUAUGAAGGGCCUUCCGACGAAGAGAUGAGAGCAUGGACGUUGUGGGGUGGAACCGGUGAGCCCUUCGGCUCCAGAGGAAAAUGGAUCGUUACAGUACAGGAUAGUCAAAACUUUUCAACAGAGGCAUAUCAAGUCGAUUUUUUGAUUCUUUGUGUCGGAAGGUUCAGUGACAUUCCAAAUAUUCCAGAAUUUCCACCAGAUAAGGGUCCCGAAGCGUUUCAGGGCAAGGUGAUCCACUCGAUGGACUAUUCGGCCAUGGAUUAUGCAGAUGCUGUUGAAUUUGUCAAAGAGAAAAAAGUUGCCGUUGUUGGGUUCCAGAAAUCAGCAUUAGACAUAGCAAUGGAGUGCUCAACAGCAAAUGAUGUGCAGCGACCAUGUACAGUGAUAUACCGGACUGAACACUGGAACGUGCCUGAUUACAUUCCUUGGGGAGUUCCACUUGGAUAUCUUUACGAGAAUCGGUUUGCAGAACUUUUGCUUCAUAAGCCUGGUGAAGGGUUUCUUCUCGGUCUCCUGGCAUCACUUCUCGCACCUUUGAGAUGGGGAUUUUCAAAAUUCGUGGAAAGUUACAUAAAAUGGAAGCUUCAGCUUGGAAAGUUUAAUAUGGUGCCAAAACAUAGUUUCUUACAAGAAAUGAGUUCUUGCUUAUUCUCAACUGUGCCAGAGGACUUCUAUUGCAGAGUUGAGAAGGGAAGCCUCAAAUUGAAAAAAACCCGUAGUUUCAGCUUUUGCAAAGAUGGGGUUUUGAUUGACGGCGAGGCUGAACCUCUAAUGGCCGAUCUGGUCAUAUUGGCUACUGGGUUUAGAGGUAUUGAAAAGCUCAAAAACAUAUUUGUGUCCCCCCUAUUUCAGAAGUACAUUGCUGAACCGACGGACACUAUAGUUCCGUUCUACAGGGAAUGCAUUCAUACUCGGAUUCCACAACUAGCAGUAAUAGGAUUCUCGGAAAGCGCUUCAAACAUGUAUACAUCGGAGAUGAGGUGCCGGUGGCUAGCGGAGCUUCUGGAUGGCACAUUCAAGCCACCAAGCAUCGAAGAGAUGGAGAAAGAUAUAGCAGAAUGGGAUAAAUUUAUGAAGCGAUACUCAGGUCCAUACUACAGGAGGUCGUGCAUUGCUGCAGUGAACAUAUGGCACAAUGAUCAACUGUGCAAAGACAUGGGUUGGAACCCUAAGAGAAAGAAGGGAUUCAUUGCUGAAUUGUUUGAGCCUUAUGGCCCAUUGGAUUAUGCCAACCCUCGGUGA